UACAUGUCAAUCAAUGUCAUCAAGAUAAUGUUUAAACCAAAUUAACAAUGCUGAAAUCCACUCUUUUAACACCUUUUUUUAGCAGUAUGGCCGGUCGUAGGCUGGCAACUCUUCCCUUUCAUCACGUGCCAAUUGUAGUUGAACAAUCUGGAAAAGGCGAGAGAGCCUUCGAUAUUUAUUCCAGGCUGCUUAAGGAACGCAUAAUAUGCCUUAUGGGACCCAUAAACGAUAUAACCAGCUCUGUAACCAUUGCUCAACUAUUAUAUCUCCAAUCAGAGUCCACUGUAAAGCCUAUUCAUAUUUACAUUAACUCACCAGGAGGCGUUAUUACUUCUGGAUUAGGCAUUUAUGAUACCAUGCAGUACAUUAUGCCUCCUAUAACAACUUGGUGUGUCGGACAAUGCUGCAGUAUGGCGUCUUUACUGUUGGCAGCAGGAACUAAAGGGAUGAGGCACUCUCUUCCUAACGCCAGGAUAAUGAUUCAUCAGCCCUCAGGCGGAGUCACCGGUCAAGCGACCGACAUUAAGAUCCAAGCAGAAGAGAUUUUAAAGAUAAAGAAGCAAAUUAAUCAGCUGUACGUGAAGCACACGAGUAUGCCGUUAGAGAAAGUGGAAACGAGUUUGGAAAGAGAUAACUUUAUGACGCCCAAUGAAGCGAAGAAUUUCGGACUUAUCGAUCACGUGUUGAGUCAUCCGCCAAAGUGUAAACAAGCGCCCCCUGUCAUCGAAACCGUUAAGUCUACUGUCACGGCCGGAGAAUCUACUAUUAAUGUUUAAACUGACUGACAAAAUUAAAUAAAUUUUGACCCAAUAA
Messenger RNA from Anthonomus grandis grandis, 813 nucleotides. Its product is annotated as ATP-dependent Clp protease proteolytic subunit-like. The coding region runs from base 48 to 776 and encodes 242 amino acids. The record is from RefSeq and is a predicted model, not a curated record. The transcript has 2 exons. Gene Ontology annotation, cellular component: endopeptidase Clp complex. Gene Ontology annotation, molecular function: ATP-dependent peptidase activity; serine-type endopeptidase activity; ATPase binding. NCBI's taxonomy places the organism in Eukaryota, Metazoa, Arthropoda, Insecta, Coleoptera, Curculionidae. Gene Ontology annotation, biological process: protein quality control for misfolded or incompletely synthesized proteins.